Molecule: messenger RNA, 1227 nt
Organism: Hirsutella rhossiliensis
Lineage: Eukaryota; Fungi; Ascomycota; Sordariomycetes; Hypocreales; Ophiocordycipitaceae
Product: VrtJ
Exons: 3
Coding region: 1-1227 (408 amino acids)
Source: RefSeq, a predicted model, not a curated record
AUGCCGAGACGAAGGGAGCUGCAGGCCGAGGACCUGGCCAGCGCGCUGCGGCACCUCGACGAGGAGUUCGAGGCGGGCGAGAGGCUGGCCAACGAGCAGACGUGGUGCGCGCCGGUGCCGCGCGAGAGGCAGGUGAGGACGGUGCGGAGGUUCUACCGGGCGUUCCACGACGCAGGCACGCUGCCGAUCGCGACCUGCACGCUAUGCUACCGGAAGCGAGCCAAGGAGGAGCUGAGGAGACGACAGUGCGCGCGAUGGGCCGGGCGCGAGGGGGCGUCGCCGGCCAUGCACCUCCACGGGCGGCUCGGCUGCGAGCACGCGUACCCCGACGAGCUGAAGGACCUCACGCCGCUCGAGGAGAAGCUCAUCUCACUCAACUCGUGCUACGGCUUCGUGACGAAGUACAGCAUCCCGGGCGGUCAGAGGCAGAGCGUGAGGUACCCGAGGCACGUCAAGGGCCACAUUACCGUGUUCCCAAACGACGUGCAGGGCCUAGCCGCUAAGGUGCUGCCGCACCCGCUGCUCCGGGUCAUGGACGAGAUCCACGUCUCGUGGCAGGGUGCCGAGAGGCCCGGGCCGCGCGACCUAUCGGGCCUGCUGUCGGUAAGGCGGUCGGCGGUGGAGAGGGCGCUAGCCUGGCUCAAGGAGAACAAUCCGCUCUACGGCGAGGUCGAGAUCGACGCGGCGGAGAUGGCCAGCUGGGGGCGCCGCCGCACGGGGACGCGGACGGCGCAGGUGGUGCCGCCGUCGGAGCGGGCCAUGGACGACGAGGGUGCGGUCGAGAUCGAGGAGGUCCUCGCGAUGCUGAGGCAGGGGCGGGACCCCACCGAGGGGAGCCGUGACGUCGGGCUCACGUGCGAGGACGACGACGGGGACGGCGCUAGGCCCGAAGAGGACGGGGACGUAAUCAACGAGGUGACGUCUUCCGGCAUGUUCCCGUUGGACGGGGCGCCAGAGGUGGCCGAUGCUGAGAAGAUUCGCUUCGCCCGCGGUGCCGUCGGGCCCGAGGGAGCGCGCGCCGGCCCGAGGACGUGGGUAGGGACUGCGGCCCGAGAGGCGGAGGGCGAUGGCGGCGACGUCGAGCCGCACAUACAGGUGCGGCGCGGCGAGGAUUUCGCCGACUCGGCGGACGCCUCCUUCUUCGCAAAGGCCUUUCCGACCCUGUUUUGGCUUAGGCGGGCCGAGGCUCGCCGACGAGGACGCCACUGGGGAGAGCGCGGGCCCUAG